GCGAUGCGGAUUCCAGCGAUAUCCCGCCUUUGUUUGGUGUGUCCGGCGUCUUCGGCGGGAGUGCUUCACCAGCUCCUACCUCGGAUCCCAAGCCGGGGCGGGGCAAGCGCCGGCGCCGCGGCGGCGGCGAGCCGGCCCCGGAGGCUGCGGAGUCCAAGGAGCCAAAGAGGAAGAGGAAGGACGCGUCCUCAAAUUCCUCAGCCCUGCCGGCAUUUCUCAAGAGCGCAAUGCUUCCUCAAGCCGACACUGGCCCAGCGCUGCCCAAGAAGAAGGAGCUGGAGAGCGUGGCCGACUACUCUCGACGGCUGGAUGACGCCGUGAAGAGCAAGCUCCAGGUCGUGCAGAAAAAGGCGAACACAGAUCACCAGCGGCAGCGGCAGAAGGAGCGAGCUAAAGUCCUCAAGGAAAAGAAGAAUGCAAAGAAGGGCCAGAAGACGAAUCCGACAGAGGUUCCAGAGCCCCUCUUGGGCCGCGUGGACCGGCCGAAGUUCGGAGACGUGGUCCAGCGACCGCCCACCUUCAGCAAGGAUGCCUUGAAGGCGGGAGCCAAAGGGAAGCUCGGCAAACAAAUGCUGUAG
Symbiodinium sp. CCMP2456 is the source of this 578-nucleotide messenger RNA. NCBI's taxonomy places the organism in Eukaryota, Dinophyceae, Suessiales, Symbiodiniaceae. The record is from the annotation of a GenBank genome assembly.